Messenger RNA from Drosophila biarmipes, 1788 nucleotides. RefSeq names its product protein croquemort (gene ninaD). Gene Ontology annotation, cellular component: membrane; cytoplasm. The record is from RefSeq and is a predicted model, not a curated record. Bases 39 to 1580 code for a protein of 513 amino acids. NCBI's taxonomy places the organism in Eukaryota, Metazoa, Arthropoda, Insecta, Diptera, Drosophilidae. The transcript is spliced from 5 exons. Gene Ontology annotation, molecular function: scavenger receptor activity.
GCUGGACAGUCGCUUGGAAGCCUUUGUUUCGCCCCAUCAUGUGUUGCAGCUGCUGUGGAGUGACCCAGCAAAAGGUCUGGGUCUUUGGACUAGGAACCCUUUUCGCGGUCUCGGGACUCAUGGCCAUUAUAUUCUGGCCCGGCUUCAUAGACUCGGAGAUUAUGAAGUCCUUGCCCCUGACGCCCACUUCGAAGACCUUUGAAAAAUGGGAGGAACUGCCUAUACCCUUGUAUGUCUACAUGUACCUUUGGAACUGGACAAAUGCCGCAGACGUCCAGGCCUUUGGAGUGAAACCAACUUUCGAACAACUAGGUCCGUAUGUCUAUCGGGAGGAGAGAAGGAAGAUGGACGUCGAGUGGCACGACAAUGGCACGGUGACCUUCAACCCCCAGAGAACCUGGUUCUGGGAGGAAGAACUGUCUGGUGGUAAGCAAACGGAUUUAAUUACUGCCCCCCAUUUGCCUUCGCUGGCUGCUUCCAAUCAAAUGCGGGAUAGCAACGCCUUUCUGAAGUUCAUGUUCAACCAGGCCCUGAAUGCGAACGGAGGACAUCUUUUCGUGACCCACACGGCAGCCGAAUGGCUCUUCGACAGUUUCUACGACGAGUUCCUUCAUUACGCCAUGACCCUGAACAAUCCUUUGGUGCCAGCCAUCGAAGAUGACCACUUUGCCUGGUUCCUCCAUCGCAACGGAUCCAAGGACUUCGAGGGGCCCUUCACCGUGCACACAGGAGUGGGUGACAUCAAGGAGAUGGGUGAAAUCAAGUAUUGGAAGGGCCAAAACCACACAGGAUGGUACGACGGUGAGUGUGGACGGCUCAAUGGCAGCACCUCAGACCUCUUCGUGCCCGGUGAGCCCAAGGAGAAGGCCUUGACCAUCUUCAUUCCGGACACUUGUCGGAUCAUAAAUCUGGAAUUCACGGGCCAGAGUGAAACGAUCCAGGGCAUCACGGGAUGGAAGUACGAAAUAACACCCAAUACCUUCGACAAUGGUCAGAUCAAUGGCAACACGAAGUGCUGGUGUCCUUUGGAAAGACAGCCGGAUGAUUGUCCGUCCACCGGGGCCACUGAUAUGGCACCUUGUGCCGACGGAGCGCCCAUGUACCUGUCGGCGGAUCACUUUAUGUACGCUGACGAGAGCUAUGGCAGCACGAUCAACGGCUACCAACCCAACUACGAUCAGAACAACUUCUACAUCAUCAUGGAGCGCAAGAUGGGCGUGCCCUUGAAGGUCAAUGCCAAUGUGAUGAUCACCUUGUACAUAGAGGCGGAUAACAGUAUUGACAUACUGAAGGGCCUUCCCAGUUUCUAUGCUCCUCUUUUCACCACCGCCAGUCGGGCGGAGAUUGACGAAGCUCUGGCCUCUGAACUCAAGUUGGCGCUCAAUCUGCCUGCGAUUGGCAGAUACACUGGGGUGGGUUUUCUGUGUCUGGGCUGCAUUCUUAUAGCCGUUGGCGUCAUACUCACUGUUAAGAGAAAAUGGUAUGGCCAAUCUGAAUCGGACAGACUAGCUCUCAAGGACAACGAGGAGAGUCCAAAUCCACCGGAAACACAGGCCAAUGCAUUCGACCAAAAUUUGUAGUUUAGUAUUAACAUUUCAAACAAAAACAGCACAUCAAUGUGAUUUUUAAAACAAGUAAUGUGAUAACUAACUGUAUUCAUUUUUUUGUUUUAUAAUAUAAGCGUAAAACACCAAUUUGGGUAUUUUAUAAAAUUUUUUAGAUAUACUAAACAUAAAAUAAAUGAAUGAAAUCAGUGGAUUAAAAGUAGAUUAGAGAAAACUUAUAAAA